Messenger RNA from Capsicum annuum, 552 nucleotides. RefSeq lists its product as uncharacterized. Gene Ontology annotation, molecular function: DNA binding. The record is from RefSeq and is a predicted model, not a curated record. Gene Ontology annotation, biological process: response to gibberellin; response to auxin; response to ethylene. Bases 1 to 552 code for a protein of 183 amino acids. The transcript has 2 exons. Lineage: Eukaryota; Viridiplantae; Streptophyta; Magnoliopsida; Solanales; Solanaceae.
AUGGAGACUGGAAAAAAUGGAAUGGAAGAAGGAGAUAAUGAGAUUAUUGGAAUAGAUCGAGUCAAACUUCAUUUGCCAUUGUCAUUUCUCCGGGGCUUAGAGAUAUUUGGAAGAGGUGACUGGAGAAGUAUAUCGAGGUACUGUGUGAAAACAAGAACGCCAGCGCAGGUGGCUAGCCAUUCCCAAAAGUAUUUCCUGCCCCUCGAAUCCGUUAACAAACCAACUAGAAGAGGAAGACCAAGCAUUCUCGAUCUAACUAGUGCAGAUGCUGAAACCUCGGGAGUUUCACAAGAAGUGCCGAGCACUAACAAUGAUAUCAGUCAUCCUGUCACUAGAAUUGGGAGUGACCUUGAAGCAUUAAUCAGUGAGCACAUGGACGAAAACAAUGAUGUAAAUUCCAUUUUUUAUUACACAGUUUCUAGCUUAGGUGCUAUUAAUGCACCUGAGAACAAUGCUGCUGCUAGCCUUAGUGCUAUGAAUGCACCUGAGAACGGUGUGUCUGUUCCUGCUCAGUUACCUUCCUUCGCCUGCUCAUCAAACUUUGAUUUUUGA